CACCAGGCGAGCGCUGCCUCGCAGCCCAGCCCCCGGCAGCCGCCAGGCCCCGCGGGCCCCCGGCUGAUGCCCACGCAGCCCUCCCGCCGCAGGGCCGCCGUCCCCACGCACCCGUAGAGGCUCCGCAGGACCCGGCGCAGGAUGGGAGGCACCGCUGGGCUCAUCCACACCUCCCUGGCCGUCGGCACCUUCCUGGUUUGGUGCCAUGCCCAGAGCGGGAUGAGGAGCUACGGGCCGGUGUUCGAGGAGCAGCCAUCCCACACCCUCUUCCCUGAGGGAUCGGCAGAAGAAAAGGUGACCCUGGCAUGCCGAGCCCGGGCCAAUCCUCCCGCCACCUACAGGUGGAAGAUGAAUGGCACGGAGCUAAAGCUGGAGCCGGAUUCCCGCUACAGGCUGGUGGCCGGGGAUUUGGUGAUCAGCAACCCCGUGAAAGCCAAGGAUUCUGGCUCCUACCAGUGCGUGGCAUCCAACUCCAGGGGCACCGUGGUGAGCAGGGAGGCCUCGCUCCGCUUUGGCUUUUUGCAGGAAUUCUCAGCAGAAGAGCGGGACCCCGUGAAGAUCACCGAGGGCUGGGGGGUGAUGUUCACCUGCAGCCCCCCGCCCCACUACCCAGGUUUAUCCUACCGAUGGCUCCUGAAUGAGUUCCCCAAUUUCAUCCCGGCCGACGGGAGACGUUUCAUCUCCCAGACCACCGGCAACCUCUACAUUGCCAAGACGGAGGCCUCAGACCUGGGCAACUACUCCUGCUUUGCCACGAGCCACAUGGACUUCAUCACCAAGAGCGUCUUCAGCAAGUUCUCCCGCCUCAGCCUGGCUGCAGAGGAUGCCAGGCAGUUCCCACCCAGCAUCAAGGCCAAGUUCCCUGCGGACACCUACGCUCUGACCGGGCAGGUGGUGACCCUGGAGUGCUUCGCCUUUGGGAACCCCGUGCCCCGGAUCAAGUGGAGGAAGCUGGAUGGGCCACAGUCCUCCAAGUGGAUCGGCAGCGAGCCCCUGCUGCAGAUCCAGCAGGCUGGAUUUGAGGAUGAGGGGACGUACGAGUGCGAGGCGGAAAACUCCAAAGGGAGGGACACCCACCAGGGCCGCAUCAUCAUCCACGCCCAGCCCGACUGGCUGGACGUGAUCUCGGACACCGAGGCCGACAUUGGCUCCGACCUGCGCUGGAGCUGCGUGGCUUCGGGCAAGCCCCGGCCCACGGUGCGGUGGCUGCGGGAUGGGCAGCCCCUGACGUCCCAGAACCGCAUCGAAGUGAGCGGUGGAGAGCUGAGAUUUUCCAAGCUAGUCCUGGAGGACUCUGGCAUGUAUCAGUGUGUGGCUGAGAACAAGCAUGGCACAGUUUAUGCAAGUGCUGAAUUAACAGUGCAAGCCUUAGCUCCAGAUUUUAGACUAAACCCGGUGAAGCGCCUGAUCCCGGCAGCCCGCAGUGGGAAGGUCAUCAUCCCGUGCCAGCCACGAGCAGCACCAAAAGCCACCGUGCUCUGGACCAAAGGGACAGAACUCCUGGUCAACAGCAGCAGGGUGACGAUUACGGUGGAUGGGACCCUGAUCCUGCAGAACAUCAGCAAAUCCGAUGAGGGAAAAUACACCUGCUUUGCUGAGAACUUCAUGGGCAAAGCCAACAGCACUGGAAUCCUCUCUGUCCGAGAUGCCACCAAGAUCACGCUGGCACCAUCGAGCGCCGACAUCAACGUGGGUGAGAACCUCACCCUGCAGUGCCACGCGUCCCAUGACCCCACCAUGGACCUCACUUUCACCUGGUCCCUGGAUGAUUUCCCCAUCGACUUUGACAAGUCCGAGGGGCACUACCGGCGAGCCAGCGCGAAGGAGGCCAUUGGGGACCUCAGCAUCUCCAACGCGCAGCUGCGGCACUCGGGGCGUUACACCUGCACGGCCCAGACCGUGGUGGACAGCGCGUCCGAGUCAGCCACGCUCACCGUCAGAGGACCUCCAGGCCCACCUGGAGGGGUGGUGGUGAGGGACAUUGGUGACACCAGCGUCCAGCUGAGCUGGAGCCGUGGCUUCGACAACCACAGCCCCAUCGCCAGGUACCUCAUCGAGGCCCGGACCCUCCUGUCCAACCAAUGGAAGCAGAUGCGCACCAAUCCCAUAAACAUCGAGGGCAACGCAGAGACGGCGCAGGUGGUGAACCUCAUCCCGUGGAUGGAUUACGAGUUCCGGGUCCUGGCCAGCAACAUCCUGGGAAUUGGGGAGCCCAGUCUGCCCUCCAGCAAAAUCCGCACCAAGGAAGCAGCACCGACGGUGGCACCAUCUGGGCUCGGCGGCGGCGGAGGGGCUCCCAACGAGCUCAUCAUCACCUGGACGCCGACGCUGCGCGACUACCAGAACGGGGAGGGCUUUGGGUACAUCGUGUCCUUCCGGAGGAAGGGCAGCCAGGCCUGGCUGAGGGCGCGGGUGCCGCACGCCGAGUCGCUGCACUUCGUGUACCGCAACGAGAGCAUCGCCCCCUACACCCCCUUCGAGGUGAAGAUCAGGGCCUACAACAACAAAGGGGAGGGCCCCGAGAGCCUCACGGCCAUUGUGUACUCAGCAGAGGAAGAACCCAAAGCGGCUCCUUACAGGGUGAUUGCCAAGUCUGUCCUGUCCUCGGAGAUGGAUGUGUCCUGGGAGCCUGUGGAGCAGGGAGAAAUGACCGGAGUGCUUUUGGGAUACGAGAUCCGGUACUGGAAGGACGGGGACAAGGAGGAGGCGGCUGACAGAGUGAGGACAGCGGGCCUGGUGACAUCGGCCCAUGUCACCGGCCUGAACCCCAACACCGACUACCACGUGUCAGUGCGAGCCUACAACCGGGCAGGGACCGGCCCCCCCAGCCCUGCCACCAACGUCACCACCACGAGACCUCCACCAAAAAGGCCACCUGGGAACAUCUCCUGGACCUUUUCCGGCUCCACAGUGAGCAUCAAGUGGGACCCCGUGGUGGCCAAGGCAGACGAGUCGGCGGUGACGGGGUACAAGAUGCUCUACAGGCAGGAUUCCCACUCGGCCCCCACCUUGUACCUGGCCAGCAAGAGCCAGAUCGACAUCCCCAUCCCUGAGGAUUUCACUCACGCCUUCGUCCAGAUCAGGGUCACCGGGCCCGGCGGGGACGGGACUCCAGCAGAAGUUCACAUCCUCAGGAACAGCGGGACGAGCAUGAUGGUGGAGGACUCAGGGAUGAGGCCAGCGCCACACGUCGUGGUCGUCACCACCAACUCCCUGCUGAUGGUGGCCCUGAUCAGCUCCCUGGAGCUCUGACCUCGGCUCCUCCCCGUCCCAUGGGAACAACGCAAAUCCCAUGGGAACAACACCAAAUCCCAUGGGAACAACACCAAUCCCAUGGGAACAACACCAAAUCCCAUGGGAACAACACCAAAUCCCAUGGGAACAACACCAAUCCCAUGGGAACAACACCAAUCCCAUGGGAACAACACCAAAUCCCAUGGCAACAACACCAAAUCCCAUGGGAACAACACCAAUCCCAUGGGAACAACACCAAAUCCCAUGGGAACAACACCAAUUCCAUGGGAACACCACCAAUCCCACUUCGGGGCAGCACCGCAGGGAGAGGAUUGGAAGAUUGGACCACGUGGUUGGAAGGGAGGAAGAAAUUAAAAACAGCUUUUCUUUUUUUUUUGGUUUUGAGGAACAAAAGCUUUCAUACAAGACGUGGGUCUCUUUAACUGAUUAAAUGUUUUUUAAGGAAAACGAAGAAAAUGAGGAAUUCUCCGGGAAUUCUGCAGCCAGCUGCCCCCGCCCUCACUGUAUCCAUAGGUUUUCUGCCUUACUGAAGCCAUGUAUGAGAUAACCAGACUGCUAAAUUUGACUUUUUUUUUAACUCUGUACAGUGAAUUCCGUGGGGGGACGGGGACUGAGGAGUUCAGGGAGCAGCAUGUCCCACACCCAUCCCACCACAGCCAGCUCGGAGCAUUCGUGGGAUGGGAUUGAUCCCUUUUCCCCACAAAAAAGAACCAAAUCCUGCAGGAACCAGCCCAAGGAGAAAAACCCACGGGAGGGACGAGCUCUGCCCCAGCCUGAAAAGCUUUUUUUACUACUCUGGUGUUCACUUGCAGCCCCAGCCUGGUGCUUGUCUCAGCUGUGAGGUGCAAAUUCCGUGUUUUCCCAUAUCCCACGUGCUUUUGGGGUGGAUUUGUCACCCUGUUUGCCUCUUUGGGAAAAAGGGAACCUUUCCCAGAAUCCUUAAUUUGGGCAGCAAACAUCCUUAAUGUUGACACCGGAGGUGUCAACAAAUCCAAUUUCAGAGGGGCUCAAAGAAGGAAUUUUUUAAAAAAUGACAAAAUUAAAACAGGAAUGGGAGACUCCAGGAAGCCACCACUGGGACAAGAAGGAAAAAUUGCACUCGGAUUCAUCUCCCUGCACUGAGAAUUCACCCAGCCAAAAUUCCAGGCUUGGAUUGGGACUGCAAAGGCUGAGAUCCAGCCAGGAAGAGGCUCUGGAUUCCAGCUCCGACGGCUGCCGGACAUCCCAAGGAAAUUCCGGGGUGCUGAGGAGCCCCCUCCACUCCAGAGGCUGGGAAAAGCAGGAAUGCUGAGCUGAGCACCCACAGGACUGGCUGGGAAUCGAUGUUGCCUGUUGAAAUCUCUGUCUCCCAGUAAAGCAGUUGACCAAAGUUAACGAGAAGUGCUUGGUGUUGCUGCUGGUUCCAUCCCAAGGCGGGUUUUAGGGAUUUUCCCUGGCUCUGAUUCCUCAAUCCCAGACAAAACCGUGCCAGCCUGGGCAAUCCCAACCCUGGAAUUUCCUGGCUGGGCCCGGAUGUGCAGUUUUCCCUUUAAAUGCCAAUUUUUAGCCCAGGUGGUGGCAGGGAAAUCCCUCUCCAGACAGGGCAGCUCAGGCUUUGUUAAGCCCUGUUUUGGGCAGCCCCUUCUGCCAUUCCGUAUAUCCAGGGUUGGGAGAGCCACGGGGAGGGAUCUGCACCUCCAAAUCCAGCAUUUGCACCUCGGGAAAUGACAAAGAUCUGCGUUUUUGGCUUGGAAUGCUCCUUAAAACCUCUCAGGAGGUUCCUAAAAUACAGCCCAGGGGUUAAAGGUGUGCAGGGCCAGGGAGAGAAGUGGAAUUCGGGGGAUUUGGAGGGAGGAUGGAGAGAGGGAAGGAUGAAGGAAUGAUGGAGAGAGGGAAAAAUGAAGGAUGAAUAUAGAGAGGGAAGUCUGAAGGAUAGAGAGAGGGAAGGAUGGAAAGAAGGAUGAGAAGGAUGGAGAGAAGGAAGGAUGAAGUGAAGGAUGGGAAGGAUGAAGGAUGAAGGAUGGAGAGAGGGAAGUUUGAAGGAUAGAGAGAGGGAAGGAGCCCUGGCCAACCCCAGCCUCUGGUGAUCCCAAAGGUCCCGGAGUUCAGAGCAGAGAGACAUUUUUUCCUAAUUUUCUGCCCUUUACAGUGGGAAUUCAUGGGCAGCGAUUAAGAAAAGAUUGUUUUGCAGGGAGAGAGGGGAAAAAUGAGGGAUAAAAAGGGGUUUUACUUCCCUACUUGCACCAACCUCUGCUAUUCCUUUUUCAUUCCUUCUCCCUUCCUUCACCUGUUAUGAUAAACAUCCCCCAAACCUUAAUACCCCUUCAAAAAUCAAAGAGAACCCCCUAAAAAAAACCCCAUUAAAGGCCCUUUGUGACAGCUGGACCCCAGUGGCCGUCCCAGCCCUCGGUCUCCAAAUAAAAACUCCAAUUAUGGAUUCAUUUUCCCUGCUCUGAGCAUCUGGCUCCCCUCAGAAAUUACAAAACCCCGCAAUCCAAAGAUGAAGGAGAUUUUUGGCUCCCGCUCUGACCCCCCCCAGCAGAGCUGGAGCUUUCAUCCCGCUGGAUUUGGGAAUCCCAGCUGGGCCCAAGACACUGAAAUUUCCAUGACAAAGAGCAGAGAGGCUCCUGCAGAUGGGGCAGCUCUGGACCAUUAACUCCCAGCCCGCUGUGAUGGGUCAUUCCCGAUUUUUCCAUGUUCAGGAGGUGAAAAAAACCCUCUGGGAAUCAGCUCUGGGAAGUGCCUGGUUUGGUUUUCAUUUAAAUAAAUAAAAUUUUUUCCCUCCAUACCCAUGUU
Melospiza georgiana is the source of this 6030-nucleotide messenger RNA. It is a transcript of the gene CNTN2, whose product is annotated as contactin 2. Gene Ontology annotation, molecular function: cell-cell adhesion mediator activity. Gene Ontology annotation, biological process: cell-cell adhesion; brain development. The transcript has 23 exons. Lineage: Eukaryota; Metazoa; Chordata; Aves; Passeriformes; Passerellidae. Bases 142 to 3252 code for a protein of 1036 amino acids. The record is from RefSeq and is a predicted model, not a curated record.